AUGUCAUCGCAGAGGCUAGAGAAAGAAGAACUGCAGAGACAGAGAGGGGGAGAGAUGGAGAUAGGGGUGGGGGAAGAGGAAGAGCUGCGAGAGCCGUACAAGGGGAUCCGGAUGAGGAAGUGGGGCAAGUGGGUAGCCGAGAUCCGAGAGCCCAACAAGCGGACGCGGAUUUGGCUCGGCUCGUACUCCACGCCUGUGGCGGCGGCGCGGGCCUAUGACACCGCCGUGUACUACCUCCGGGGACCGUCGGCGCGGCUCAACUUCCCGGAGUUCCUAGCUGGAGAGGCCGCCGCGCCGGCGAGUUGUCGGCGGCGUCGAUACGAAAGAAGGCGAUAG
Messenger RNA from Thlaspi arvense, 336 nucleotides. NCBI's taxonomy places the organism in Eukaryota, Viridiplantae, Streptophyta, Magnoliopsida, Brassicales, Brassicaceae. The record is from the annotation of a GenBank genome assembly.